GCUGUACCGUAGUUUCCUAUAUCCUUAACACUUCGCAGCUGCUUAGGCUAAGUACAUAAGUCCUUGUCCACUCCUAAAGUCACGCGCGUGAAGGCUGGUCGUACUGCAUUGAGCACGCUGGAGCUCGAUAGAACGCGCUAGCUGCCGUUGCUCUUCUUUGUAGUCGCACUUCGGCACCGCUAGAGGCCACUCCGAUAUUCUCUUAAGUUCACAGAUUACAACCAAGCUGUGCCCAAUAUAUAAGAACGUUUGUAAACACAAAACCUACUUUGCGGAGUGAAAUUUACCUCUUUUGCAAGUUUAUCUCCUAUAUGGACAUUUAAAUACGGCUUUAGGAUGUCGAUUUCAACCAGCAUAAGGAAGCAACAUUCUCAGGCAAACGCUAUAGUUGCACAGUUAUCCACAGUUUGUAUUCAUGUCAACGGCCUUCUAAGAGUUUGGCCAGGUUUGUUGAAAAAAUGUCCUAUGUUGGUCCGUCUGUUUAUACAUUCAUGCCUUCUGGCGAUACUGGCUAUUUUUCUGUUCCGCGCAACAAGUGGAAUCUCACGAUUCAUCCAUAAAGAACGUUGUCUGUUCUAUGUGCCCAGUUUUUUACAAAAUGCCUUUGUGCCACCAUACAACUGCACAUUGUGUCAAGGACUCACGGAGGUGCCUUGGAUUUUUGCCAACGAAACCGAUAGAUAUCGCCAUUGGAUCUCCAGAAAAGAAGUCCCACUGGUCAUCCGUGGCGCAUACGAACGUGCGGUUUCCUUUGCUCCACUGACGUGGGCAAGCCUACGGGAAAUGUACUUCCAGGGUGGUUCCGAAGGUUUCCACGAAAAUGUCUCUGAUAGUAGCGACAGAAGCAACGAGAGCCGCGGCGCAGCGACCUCCUUUACCACUUGUCAAUUCUUCGCGUAUAACACUGAGUUUACCUCGUUGCGUCAGGCACUUGAUAUGACCAAGGAAAGGAUGAGUAGACAUUUCUACAUUGGAUGGAGUAACUGCGAACCCCUUGUUAGCGAACGACUGCGACGCAUUUAUCGAGUACCAGAUCUGCUACCAGCUGAUUCCGAACGGUCAGCGCUUGAGUGGUUCUUUGUUGGAAAUCGCGGCAAGGGCGCACAUUUGCACCUCGAUCGCUUGGACAAGCCAUCCUGGCAGGCCCAACUGGGUGGUGUGAAACGCUGGACUUUUUGCGCCCUACCGGAAUGUUACCGCACCUGUCAACAAAUUUCUGCUGACCUGCAUCCGGGAGAUGUCAUAAUGCUUGAUUCUAGCGUGUGGUAUCACAAGACUGAAGUCAUCAGUGAGGAGCUUAGCAUCGCGUUAGGUUCGGAGUACGAUUAAAGCAAUAACAUCCAAUUGUUCCGUCUGAUUGAGUUCUCAUAUUUGCUCAGCUAUAGUAAACACACAGCUGCGUUUGUGAGAAAUAACCUAGGUUUAGUA
Varroa destructor (honeybee mite) is the source of this 1428-nucleotide messenger RNA. RefSeq lists its product as uncharacterized. The record is from RefSeq and is a predicted model, not a curated record. Gene Ontology annotation, molecular function: 2-oxoglutarate-dependent dioxygenase activity. Lineage: Eukaryota; Metazoa; Arthropoda; Arachnida; Mesostigmata; Varroidae.